Etheostoma cragini (Arkansas darter) is the source of this 3046-nucleotide messenger RNA. It is a transcript of the gene klhl11, whose product is annotated as kelch-like family member 11. NCBI's taxonomy places the organism in Eukaryota, Metazoa, Chordata, Actinopteri, Perciformes, Percidae. The transcript has 3 exons. Gene Ontology annotation, molecular function: protein binding. The record is from RefSeq and is a predicted model, not a curated record. Bases 308 to 2422 code for a protein of 704 amino acids.
CAGUACACAUCACAUCCCUAGCAGUUACUGUAGGUAAAUCGCAACACGCAUGCGCAAAUACGAUGCAUCCUUUACACAAAGUUACAUUUCGCAAAAAUAAAGACGUGUUAAUGCGUCAUAACAUAAAAAAAACGAUAACAUGUCGGACUUUUCUGUUUUAGCGGAUGGGAUAUGGAUAUCUUGUGUGGACAUCAAUCCGAGAGACUCCCCUUGACUCUUCAGCUGAUAUCGAGUGCAUUUGGAAUAAUUUUAAAGACGGAAGUGAGCAGUCCUGCUGUUCAACCAAGGCUGUGAACGCUGCGCAUGCAUGUCCGUUUUUGAAUGUUUAAUUACGUGUGUUCUAUAUGCAUAUGAGUUAUUCCCGAAGAUAGUUCAGAGCUUUCAUUUGCCUCUGAGUCUAUCUCGCUGCGGUAUGGCAGCGGCAGCAGAAGCGCCAGAGGACCGCGCAGCGCUAACAGGUGACGGGGAACCGGAGGAGACCGAGGAGUUCACCUGUUCGGCCUACUGCUCGGAGCUCUCCCGGCGGCAGAACGAUCAGAGGAAGUCGGGGCUGUUCUGCGACGUGACACUGGUCUUCAGCUCCAGUGGGGUGUCUGAGGAGAGGGUCCAGACCCUAACCGCCCAUCGCUCGGUGUUAUCCGCGGCGUCGCAGUACUUCACGCUGCUGCUGGGCGGACAGUUUUCAGAGUCUCUGUCAGGGCGAGUGGAGCUCAAAGAAUGGAGCUCGUCAACGGGACCCGACCCAGACACUGUGGAAAGUGUCCUACAGUUCAUGUACACUGGACAAAUCGGGGUAACCACUGCUAAUGUGCAUGAAGUGUUGGAACUUGCAGACAGGUUCCUUUUGGUGCAGCUGAAGAACUUUUGCGGAGAGUUUUUGAUGAAGAAAGUGAACUUAUCCAACUGUGUAGCAGUGCACAGCCUCGCCCACAUGUACACCUUGGACCAGCUGGCCCAGGGAGCCGCCAAGACGAUAAGAAGAAACUUCCACAAAAUAAUCCGCAACGAGGAAUUCUUCACGCUGCCAUUUCACCUGAUAAGAGACUGGCUGUCAGACUCAGGAAUCACUGUGGAUUCUGAACAGGAGUUGUUUGAGGCCAUAGUAAAAUGGGUGCACCAAAACGCUGAGGAGAGGGAGAAGUAUUUUGAUGAGCUGUUCAGACUUUUAAGGCUGCCUCAGAUUUCUCCUACCUAUCUGACACGGGUGGUGAGAAAAGAACCCUUUGUGGCAAACAAUGCAGCUUGUCAGCAGCUGGUCUCUGACGCCCUUGAGGUCCACGCUGUACACUUCGAGAACCUCAAGUCAGCUGAUUUAGAGCUCUAUGCGUCUUACAUGGCAGCGAUGCAGCCCCGUCUUGGUCAGAACAUGGAUGUAAUCAUGGUAGUGGGUGGUGUAUCAGAAGGUGGAGACUAUCUGAGUGAGUGUGUGGGCUACUUUGUUGCUGAGGACCGUUGGGUAAACCUGCCACACAUUCACAACCAUCUUGACGGACAUGCCAUCGCAGUCAGUGACAGCCAUGUUUAUGUGGCAGGCUCCAUGGAGCCAGGCUUCGCCAAGACGGUGGAGCGCUUCAACCCCAGCCUCAACACCUGGGAGCAGGUCAGCAGCCUGACCACCCGUAAGCACUCCUUCGGCCUCACAUGUGUCAAAGACUUACUCUACAGCAUCGGUGGUCAUGGCAACUUCAGUCCAGGCUUUAAGGAUGUUACUGUCUACGAGCCUGAGCAGGAUGAGUGGCACAAUCUCGAGCCAGCACCGAAGAUACUACGAGAUGUAAAAACGAUAAGCAUAGAGGACCGCUACAUAUAUGUGAUGGCCAGGACUCCUGUAGACAUGGACAAUGAGGAUGGACUGAGCACUGUGACCACCUGCUACGAUACAGAGAGUCACAAGUGGCAGGAAGUGGACUCCUUACCGCUUAUUGAUAAUUACUGCAGUUUUCAAAUGGCUGUUGGGUCCACCAACUUCUACCACACAGCUUCUUGUUGUGCGAAGAGCUACAAGGUAACAGCUGAGGCCGCUCAGCAGAAAAUAAACAGAAAUACCUCUGAUGACAUCCUCGACAGUCUCCCUCCAGAGGUCCUUAGCAUGGAAGGUACCGCUAUUUGCUACCUUGGUGAAAACAUAUUCAUCAUUGGCGGGUGGAGGAACUGCAACAACAUGGACAAGCAGUACCGCAAGGAGGCCUACAGUUACUGUGCUGAGAGGAAGCGCUGGAUGCUGCUGCCACCCUUACCUCACCCACGUUGCAGAGCCACAGCUUGCCACGUUCGCAUCCCAUACCAUUAUCUUCACGGCUGCCAGAACUACCCCAUGCCCCAGAACCUGGCUCGGCAGCGAGACCGCAUGCAACAGAUGCAGCAGCUCCAUCGCCGCACGCUUACUUUGCGCAGACAGCUGCAGUCUCAAAUCGAAUGUUGAGAGCUUUGUCUAGUUAGCUCUUAAUCUGCUGAUCAACGCCUUUUUAUUUAGGUGCAAUGUCUGCAUGGGCUAUCUGGGGCUGGUUUAAAUUAAAAAAAAUUAAAAAAUAAUUAUCCAGACAUGCUACUACUGAAAUGAUUACCUUUAUUCUGCUAGUUAAUGAAACUGUGAUUUCUGUGACAUUGUCUGAUAAGAUUUUUGAUUUCAUUGCUAAACAACUUAACUUAGCUUUUUUUAAUGGGGUCAUGUUAACACCCGAUGAUGUCAGCACAUGAUGUGGUGGAAGGUAGAACAUUUGGUCAAGUUCAGUGUUGAGAUGUAAAUUUAGCAAAGUAAAUUGUUUAUUGUGAUGUAAGUUAGUAAAAAAUGAUAAAUUACUGGAAGAACCUGAGCUGAGCUUCAACGUUUUACUCCUUGCUACUUGCAUCUAAUUUCUUUUCUACCUCCAUUGUCUGUCAUGCUUUUUUUGCACUGUGGGGGUUGAAAUAUCUAAAUGUUGAACUGCCAUAUUCCCAACGUAAAAAGAGCCAAUCGUGUAUAAGAUUUUUUAAAGCAAGACUUAAGUAUUGAGCCAAGCACAUAUUGGGGAACAUAGUGUUCAGUGAAAGCGGUUCCCCCUCAUUA